AUGAACGUGCAAGUCCAGCAGCUGCUCAAGGCUGCCUUUCCUCUGGCAAGGUCAUAUGGCUUCACGCGUCAAGCUCUUUCUCAGGCGGCUCUUUUACUCCCCAAACCUCACUCCGAACCUCUGCCAGAUACUGCUGUCACUGCACUCUUUGGUUCCGGAGAUGAUGCGCCCCGGACCUUCUUUAAAGCAUGGCUUGCAGAGGGACGGAAUAAUAUGGAAGAGAGCGAAGGAAAAUCGAUUAAUGGCCUGCUAAAGCACCGACUACGCUGGAACGAGCCGGUGCUGCAAUCCCUUCCGGAGACAUUCGCAUUAAUGGCAUCGCCUUCAUUAGCUAUUCCCCCUUUUGAUGUACGCCCGGCCGUAGAGCAUGUGGCAUCCAUUGCGGACCAAGCAUGCUACCUCUCUGGAGACAAGAGUACCGAGAACUCCUGGUAUGCAAAGCGGGCAGUGCUCGCAGCUGCGUACGGUGCUGCAGAACUGCAUCAACUCAGCUCUCCCAGCACUGCAGCUGAAUUUCUUGACGAUUUAUUGAAAUCGUCACGGGAAGCAGAAUUCGCACUUCAGAGUACAGCUCAGUUUGCACAAUUCGUGGGCAGGAGUUGGGCUGGCAUUUACCGGAGCCUGCGUCUUCGUUGA
Fomitiporia mediterranea MF3/22 is the source of this 636-nucleotide messenger RNA. RefSeq lists its product as uncharacterized. The transcript is spliced from 4 exons. Bases 1 to 636 code for a protein of 211 amino acids. The record is from RefSeq and is a predicted model, not a curated record. Lineage: Eukaryota; Fungi; Basidiomycota; Agaricomycetes; Hymenochaetales; Hymenochaetaceae.